CUCAUUGAGUUAUCAAGUAAUAGUUUUCAUUGCUAGAAGAGACAAUGGCUCAAAUUAGGAAGAUGGAUUGCCAAGUUGAGGUCAAGUCCUCAGCUGAAAAAAUCUUUGAUGCUUUCAACACCAAAGCUCACCUAAUGCCAAAGAUGUCGAGUCGACUUAUUUCGGAUAUAAAACUUCUCGAGGGCGAAUGGAAUUCUCCGGGGUCGGUCCGGUUAUGGCAUUAUGUUGUUGCCGGCGAUAAGCAACUUCAAGAGAACGUGGAUGAAAAAAACAGUACAAUUGUGGCUAAGGAACUUCGAGAGAGCGUGGAUGAAAAAAACAGGACAAUGGUUUACAAAUUACUCGAUGGUGAAAUCAAGAAUUCUUACAAUUCAUGGAAAACCAUCCUUAGUGUCACACCCAAGGGGGAGGGCAGCUUGGUGAAAUGGACCUUCGAGUACGAAAAGAAAAACGACGACGUCCCGGAGCCCGUCGAGUACUGCGAUUUUCACACUGCAUGGGCUAAAGAUGUUGAUGAUUACCUUCUCAAUGCCUAAACAAGUAAUUAAAAAUAAAAAGACAUAUAUCAAUAAAUUGAUUAUAUGUCUCGUUCGUAAUUAAAUAAUAUGGAAGGUAAGUUACAUCAUCUACCAUCCAAUUUUAGGCGUUGUAUCGUUUAUAUCACUGAACUUUCAGUUUUACUAAUUAUAGCAUUGAACUUUGAUUUUUA
This is a messenger RNA of Hibiscus syriacus, 709 nucleotides long. RefSeq names its product MLP-like protein 28. NCBI's taxonomy places the organism in Eukaryota, Viridiplantae, Streptophyta, Magnoliopsida, Malvales, Malvaceae. The record is from RefSeq and is a predicted model, not a curated record. The transcript is spliced from 2 exons. Gene Ontology annotation, biological process: defense response. The coding region runs from base 45 to 536 and encodes 163 amino acids.